CGAUUGGGCAACACGUCGGUUGGUAAUGAUGAUUUUGUACUGGAGGCCCGGUAUUCAGGCCCAAGUCCGGAUUUGGGCGCCUAUAAAUACCCCAUGGUCGGGCAUCACUUCUCUUGUGCGAUCAUUUGUUAGCGAAGCUCUGCCGGAUUUUUUCUAGAGAGAGAAAAACCUGCCCUCGAUCUAAUUCCCGUUCCGAGGUCAGUUCUCACCUGCUCUUCUCCUCUCUUAGUUAGUUGUGCUUAGCGGUCUUAGGAGUUGUACUUAGGAAUCGCAGCUUAGGGCACUUAGUAUUCCUGAACCCCUGAGCUAGCACAGACGAUGUCUUCUCAAAGCGACUCUCAAGAUAUCUCGGGGGCGCCCUCGAUGGAGGAGGAAAUCGUCUCGGACGUGGAGUCCACAAGUGAACAGCCCUCAGUGGGACGAGAUGCCGUCAUAGCAAUGGAGCUGCAGAGAGCCCUCGUCGCCGAGGCGGAAGCCGAGGGCUUCGAACAAGAAUGCGAGGAUGAAGAGCUGGCCGUCGCCUGGCAGGUAGCUGAGGAAGAGGCGCAGAGAGAGGGCGCGGGGGUCACCGUCGCUGUUCCCCCCCCCCUCGCGGCACUGGUGAGGCCAGCACCUCUCGGCCGUUGAACGCGGUUCCCCUCCGAGUGGCCCCCGGGAAAAAGAAGACGGGGUGCUGCUUCCAAGAAGAAAGGCAGCGUCGCAGACCAAGGGAAGCCCCUCGAUAUGCCCGAGGGGUAUUCCUACCUGAAUACCGCCGGCCUAGAGAUAAGGUCGAAGGCUGAUGAGGCGGAUCUCUACGUCACCCAGUUACAUGUGGGGCCCUCGGCCGUAGUGGUGGCGUCGGGUCCUGAUGAUGUCCUCUCCCGGGCUCCCGAGGGCUGCAUUGCCGUGCACAUCCUGUCCGUAUCGAUGGGGCUCCGGUUCCCCCUACACCCAUUCCUUCGGGAAUACCUUCGGUUUGUGUGUUUGGUCCCCUGCCAAUUGACGCCGAACAACCACUCAUACAUCGCGGGCUUCCUCCAUCUCUGAAAAUCCCGGGGGGUAACGCCUAGCCUGGACCUGUUCUUUCAAAGUUUCAAUUUGUGCCGGGGGCUCUAGAAGCCGAGGGUUACUGAUUUUCGCCGUUUUCUCCCAGUGACUUUGCUCUCCUGAUUUGGCCAUCCUGUGAGAAUUGGAGCCUUCGGCCAGGGGGCCGAAGGCACCCCUGGUGCGCACUGUGGGCCGCUUGGUACUCUGGGCGCUGUGAUUUGGGCCUGUUGUGCUUCCUGGGCCUGUUGGGCCUUUAUUGGUGUAGUAGGAGUCUGUGGACCGGGGGAUCCCGUGCCAUAUACUCCAUCACUACGUGUGAAGGAUUCUUUGAUUCUAACAUUUCUAUGAGAAGCCCUGACUAUUCACAUCUUUUUUGCUGAUUUUUGUUUUUACUACUUUAGCAAGUUACUGGUAGCUUGGGAAAACAGCCUAUGAAUUUUGGAUUGUUUUGUACUUAUGCAUAUUUGGGACCAAUAUUGAGAUAUUGCUAAUGGUUGGGAUUAUUCAUAUGUAUUUUUCCUUUACUACAGAUUGGCGAGGUGGAUGAGGAUCAACACUUGACAAUGAAGUUUUCUAUGCUAACCUCCCGCCUGCGAGAAGCCCAAAUUCAACAUGUGAGGUGGGUACAAAAGACACUUACCCGAUGACAUCUUCUUCAUUCGUCCAGGUUUGCUAUAUGAAAUUGUUUUCGGAUUUUGGAUAUAUUUUGAUACCAGGAAUCAUGUUUAAUUGAGAACUCAACCUGU
Cuscuta europaea is the source of this 1775-nucleotide messenger RNA. Lineage: Eukaryota; Viridiplantae; Streptophyta; Magnoliopsida; Solanales; Convolvulaceae. The record is from the annotation of a GenBank genome assembly.